AUGGUUAUCAAAUUGGACAUUGCAAAUUUCACGGUUCACAAAGUACUGGUAGAUAGUGGAAGUUCUGCAGACAUCAUCUUCAAGAACGUGAUCGACAAGAUGGGCUUGGAGAAUAUUCGAUUAGAGCCAGUGAAAACCCCACUAGUCGGUUUUGGGGGAAGCGAAGUGGCGUCGAUAGGGAUGGUCAAAUUACCAGUAUCCAUGGGGGACGAACCGAAGCGAAAAACUACGAUGGUGAAAUUCCUGGUAGUGGACACGCCGUUCGCGUACAAUGUGAUUUUAGGCAGACCGGGCUUGAAUUUGUUCAGAGCAAUCAUCUCCACGUAUCACAUGAAACUGAAAUUCCCAAUGGAUAAUGGGGUCGCCGAGGUCGCAUGCGAUCAGAAGGAGGCUCGGAAGUGCUAUAACUUAUCGCUGAGAGGGGAGCCCGGACAGAAGAAAAGAAAAGUCAAGGAGGACGCUGAACCUUAA
This is a messenger RNA of Sesamum indicum (sesame), 471 nucleotides long. RefSeq lists its product as uncharacterized. The record is from RefSeq and is a predicted model, not a curated record. Lineage: Eukaryota; Viridiplantae; Streptophyta; Magnoliopsida; Lamiales; Pedaliaceae.